AUGAUGCCCAAUUCAACAUACUCACACCCGUCAGUGCUGGAACUCAGCUUUGGACUACUGACAGCACUAAAGUAUCUCUAUGGCACCAUUGUUCUUCUCCUUUUCCUAAUGAUCGCUGUGUCCAGUAGCACCGUGAUCACCACCAUCGCCUUACACAGGACUUUGCAUGAGCCAAUGUACAUCUUUAUUGCUGCUCUGUGCAUCAAUGGACUCUAUGGUAGUAUUUGCUUUUUUCCUGCUCUCUUUGUUAACCUUGUUUCCCAAACCCAAACAAUUUCCUACAUUGGCUGUUUAAUUCAGAUAUUUGGUAUCCAUACGUAUAUUGGGGGUGAAAUAGGCGUCCUGGCUGCCAUGGCAUUUGACCGGUACCUGUGCAUCUGUAACCCUCUGAGAUACAACAGCUUAAUGACCUUUAGCACCAUGUUCAAGCUCAUUGGUGCAGCCUGGUUGUACAUUAUCAUCCUAAUUUCUAUCCACGUGAUACUGACCAUCCGCCUGCCCUUGUGCAGCUCAGUCAUACAGAAGAUUUACUGUGACAACUGGUCAGUGGUGACACUCUCCUGCAUAGACACCACCCUGAAUAACAUAUUUGGCCUACUUAUAACAUCAGUCACUGUUUUGCUCGCAGGGUGCAUUGGUAUCUCAUAUAUGAAGAUUCUAAUUGUGUGCAUGAAGUCCUCUAAAAAUGUCAGAGCAAAAGCCUUGCAGACCUGCACCCCCCACCUUAUAUCUCUCAACUACUUUGGAGCAGAUAUUCUCUGUGAGAUACUUCUGCUUCGUUUCCCUGUUAAUGCCAUGCCAUAUCAACUGAAGAUUAUCAUAUCAGUGCAAGCCUUUGUCUUUGCCCCUCUUCUAAACCCCCUAAUGUAUGGUCUGAAAAUGAGGGAAAUAAGAGUCAAAAUAGGCAAGAUCUUUUACCCAAAGACAAUUUCGCAGGUAGAAAGACAUGGGAAAGUGCAGGAACAAUGA
Molecule: messenger RNA, 969 nt
Organism: Xenopus laevis (African clawed frog)
Lineage: Eukaryota; Metazoa; Chordata; Amphibia; Anura; Pipidae
Product: olfactory receptor 6N2
Exons: 1
Coding region: 1-969 (322 amino acids)
Source: RefSeq, a predicted model, not a curated record